AUGGAAUCUCCUAUAGUGGCUUCUAAUAGCUCUAACGAUACCAACGAAUCCUUAAUAGUUAACGUCACGAACACAUUAGAAACGGACUAUGAAGAAUUACAGCAACAAGUGAUAGCAAAUUUUCAAAAACCCAACUUGCCGAAUGUUAACAUACCAGAAAAAAUUAUUAUUUGUUUAGAUGUUUGUUACGAUAAUCUAAAUUCUAUUUUUAGACUUGGAGAUGGCACUACAUACACGCCAAUUAAUAUGUUGAAACGCGUUCUUGAUUUUUUCAUACAUUCAAAACAUUCAAUCAACAAGAGAACCGAAUUUGCUUUGUUAGUAAUGAAAGACACUGUGCCAUGUUAUAUACAAAAUUUCACUAGUAAUAUUAAAGAAAUUAUCAAUUCUAUUGAUUAUGUAAAUUCUGAAGAAAGUAAAUCUGAAACUUUUGACUUUCAUAAAAUCUUUGAGAUAAUUAAACAAGAAAUAGAAAUUCCAGAAUAUAAACAGUCCGAGUGCAUGAUACCUCCGCCAUAUGUAGUACGUAUGGUAGUUCUCUAUGCUAGAUCUAACUGUAUUCCUUUAAUUACAGAGGAUGAUGCAUAUUUUAACUUUUUGAAGAAACAACUAUAUUUUUAUAUUGAUAUUUUAUAUGCACAUGAAGAAGAUUGUGCCCUAUACAAAUGCGAGGAAGUGUAUUAUGCUCUUCAAAAUUUAGACAAUGGUUACUCAUAUGUUUUUGAAGUAUCUAAAAAUGCCACUAAAAUUCAUGAUUGUAUAGCAAAAUUGCUAGCCCAUCCGUUACAAAGACCUUUACAAAAAAAUACUGAUUACUCAUUUGGAUCAAGGUAC
Messenger RNA from Brenthis ino (lesser marbled fritillary), 834 nucleotides. The record is from the annotation of a GenBank genome assembly. NCBI's taxonomy places the organism in Eukaryota, Metazoa, Arthropoda, Insecta, Lepidoptera, Nymphalidae.